Molecule: messenger RNA, 1273 nt
Organism: Exophiala oligosperma
Lineage: Eukaryota; Fungi; Ascomycota; Eurotiomycetes; Chaetothyriales; Herpotrichiellaceae
Exons: 1
Coding region: 148-1071 (307 amino acids)
Source: RefSeq, a predicted model, not a curated record
CCGCAUAAUCCAACGAGUCUUUGCGCAGGAGUCCUGCUCAUUUAUUCUAUGCCGUACCCCCAAGCACUCUUCCUCAGCCAGCAAGUGCUGGGCCCAGUGUGAGUCAGUCGAUGACACGGCUGAUGUUUGGAAACUUGCGUCUCGACCAUGGCACCUCUACCGGGAACCUCAAACACGGGGCCUCCCAUCUUGUCCACUUUCAACGCGACCAAGAGCCGGAUUCCCAUUGCUAGCGAGACUUCCAUGUACUGUGUGUUUGACCGAACCACUUCCAGUAAUUCAGUCACGUCUGUCGAAGCAACCACAGCCGCGAAGGCGAGGAGGAUGGCAUCGAACCUGAAAACCCCUGUCGAUCCUUUACCACCAGCAACAACUGCGCUUGGACUAUCGACUAGCUGUACACAAGAUAACUUCGGUGCAUCGAGGAGCUUGCCCACCGACUUUGCCAGCAUGUUCAAUACUAGCUCUGAGGCUGUUGACGCCUGUGUCAUUGCUACCACGACUGCAACACAUGCAGGGGGCGGCUGUGGGUCCGUUGCUUCGGCGAGACAAAGAAGUUGUAGGGGGAUACCAUGCUCACCUGCGCUUCAAGCUGCUGCUGCUGUGCCAGUUGUGGUUGCUGUGCUUGCCACCAUGACCGUGCUAUUCUUCUGCAUACUCCCAAGGUGGAAGCAUUGGAGAGCUGGAGAAGCCGCCAAGAGAAGUCCGGAAAAGAAGUGGACUAGACAUCUGCGACUGUUUGCUUUCGACGCUGAGCUUCUAGCAGAUGGUCGCCUCUCCAGCACGAACAGUAUCAGGAAAGAAAACCGUGUGAGAAGUGGCCAAAACACUGUACACAGUGCUUUGCCUCGCAGACAAAGCGUCGAAGACGUUGUCCCUCGAUGUCACUGUUCUAUGAGCUCUGUUCAGCCUGCCAAAACACGGAGCAGUUUGCUAUCUUCCGCGGGCCUUCGCGCCAUGGCGGCGACCCAAGACCACAUACAAGAAUACUCGACAACCGCGACUGCUCCUCCAACCUACGCCGUUGCAACUGGCGAGACCCCCAGAGGCCCCGAUUCCCAAUCCCGCUAGCACAUAUUUCCUCGCAAUUUCGAGUCCUGUCGGCUCUGUCAAGAGUUGCGAAGUCAAUGCCCCUCUGAUGAGGAUGCGAAUUCGUAGAAGACCAAGUCGACAUGAGUGUGCGCUUACGUGUUUCGGAAAAGGGGAAGGCACAAACACAGAUUGGUACAGUGCGGAAAUGGUCCUCGUCUGCAAAAGACGUGUAAACAAACCG